UUCCAGCUGUCAGCUAUCUCUGUGUCUACGAUGAGAGCCUCUGGCCACCUCAGCCACCUUCCCGACGGUGGGUUUUGGGCCCCAGACAUGCGGUGAUCUCAGUGCAAGGGCUGCCACCAUCAUCUGGAACCUGUCCAGCAAUGAAUGCCCACUCCAAGGAAAUGGUGCCCCUCAUGGGCAAAAGAACCACUGCACCCAGCGGGAACCCUGUUGUGCUGACAGAGAAGAGGCCAGCAGAUCUCACCCCCACCAAGAAGAGUGCACACUUCUUCCUGGAGAUAGAAGGGUUUGAGCCCAACCCCACUGUUACCAAGACCUCUCCCCCGAUCUUCUCCAAGCCAAUGGACUCCAACAUCCGGCAGUGCCUCUCUGGCAACUGCGAUGACAUGGACUCCCCUCAGUCUCCUCAGGAUGAUGUGACAGAGACCCCAUCCAAUCCCAACAGUCCAAGCGCGAACCUGGCCAAGGAAGAACAGAGGCAGAAGAAGAAGCGGCUGAAGAAGCGCAUCUUCGCGGCUGUGUCCGAGGGCUGCGUCGGGGAGUUACGGGAGCUCCUGCAGGAUCUUCAGGAGCUCUGCAGAAGGCGCCGUGGCCUGGAUGUGCCUGACUUCCUCAUGCACAAGCUGACAGCCUCAGACACUGGGAAGACCUGCCUGAUGAAGGCUUUGCUCAACAUCAAUCCUAAUACCAAAGAGAUCGUGCGGAUUCUGCUUGCCUUCGCGGAGGAGAACGACAUCCUGGACAGGUUCAUCAAUGCCGAGUACACGGAAGAGGCCUAUGAAGGGCAGACAGCGCUGAACAUCGCCAUAGAGCGGCGCCAGGGAGACAUCACAGCAGUGCUCAUAGCAGCAGGUGCUGACGUCAAUGCUCACGCCAAGGGGGUCUUCUUCAACCCCAAAUACCAGCAUGAAGGCUUUUAUUUUGGCGAGACGCCCCUGGCCUUGGCAGCAUGUACCAACCAGCCUGAGAUUGUGCAGCUGCUGAUGGAGAACGAGCAGACAGACAUCACUUCCCAGGACUCCCGGGGAAACAACAUCCUGCAUGCCCUGGUGACAGUGGCUGAGGACUUCAAGACCCAGAACGACUUUGUUAAGCGGAUGUAUGACAUGAUCCUGCUGAGGAGUGGCAACUGGGAGCUGGAGACCAUGUGCAACAAUGAUGGGCUCACGCCAUUGCAGCUGGCUGCCAAGAUGGGCAAGGCUGAGAUCCUGAAGUACAUUCUCAGCCGUGAGAUCAAGGAGAAGCCUCUCCGGAGCCUGUCCAGGAAGUUCACGGACUGGGCAUAUGGACCUGUGUCAUCUUCACUCUAUGACCUCACCAAUGUAGACACCACUACAGAUAACUCUGUGCUGGAAAUCAUCGUCUACAACACCAACAUUGAUAACCGGCAUGAGAUGCUGACCCUGGAGCCUCUGCAUACACUGCUGCAUAUGAAAUGGAAGAAAUUUGCCAAGUAUAUGUUCUUCUUGUCCUUCUGCUUCUAUUUCUUCUACAACAUCACCCUGACUCUCGUUUCUUACUACCGUCCUCGGGAAGAUGAGGAUCUCCCGCACCCUUUGGCUCUGACACACAAGAUGAGUUGGCUUCAGCUCCUAGGGAGAAUGUUUGUUCUUAUCUGGGCCACGUGCAUCUCUGUGAAAGAGGGCAUUGCCAUUUUCCUGCUGAGACCCUCCGAUCUUCAGUCCAUCCUGUCUGAUGCCUGGUUUCAUUUUGUCUUUUUUGUCCAAGCUGUGCUUGUGAUACUGUCUGUAUUCUUGUACUUGUUUGCCUACAAAGAAUACCUUGCCUGCCUCGUGCUGGCCAUGGCCCUGGGCUGGGCGAACAUGCUCUACUACACGAGAGGCUUCCAGUCUAUGGGCAUGUACAGCGUCAUGAUCCAGAAGGUCAUUUUGCAUGAUGUCUUGAAGUUCUUGUUUGUUUACAUCCUGUUCUUACUUGGAUUUGGAGUAGCGCUGGCCUCGCUGAUUGAGAAGUGCUCCAAGGACAAAAAGGACUGCAGCUCCUACGGCAGCUUCAGCGACGCUGUACUGGAGCUCUUCAAGCUCACCAUAGGCCUGGGCGACCUCAACAUCCAGCAGAACUCCACCUACCCCAUCCUCUUCCUCUUCCUGCUCAUCACCUAUGUCAUCCUCACCUUUGUCCUCCUCCUCAACAUGCUCAUUGCCCUGAUGGGGGAGACGGUGGAGAACGUCUCCAAAGAAAGCGAGCGGAUCUGGCGCUUGCAGAGAGCCAGGACCAUCUUGGAGUUUGAGAAAAUGUUACCAGAAUGGCUGAGAAGCAGAUUCCGCAUGGGUGAGCUGUGCAAAGUAGCCGAUGAGGACUUCCGGCUGUGUCUUCGGAUCAACGAGGUGAAGUGGACUGAAUGGAAAACACACGUGUCCUUCCUCAAUGAAGACCCAGGGCCCAUAAAGCGGACAGCAGAUUUAAACAAGAUUCAAGAUUCUUCCAGGAGCAAUAGCAAAACCACCCUCUAUGCGUUUGAUGAAUUAGAUGAAUUUCCAGAAACGUCGGUGUAGAAGCCCGGCUUAAGGCUGAUGUGAGCACUGUGGUCUGAUGCUGCAGGCUGAGUCCUGGCACUG
Molecule: messenger RNA, 2579 nt
Organism: Arvicanthis niloticus (Nile rat)
Lineage: Eukaryota; Metazoa; Chordata; Mammalia; Rodentia; Muridae
Source: RefSeq, a predicted model, not a curated record